Molecule: messenger RNA, 7102 nt
Organism: Mytilus trossulus (common blue mussel)
Lineage: Eukaryota; Metazoa; Mollusca; Bivalvia; Mytilida; Mytilidae
Exons: 7
Coding region: 1104-3095 (663 amino acids)
Biological process (GO): signal transduction
Source: RefSeq, a predicted model, not a curated record
GAGUACUUAAAAACCUAUUUGUAUUUUAAUUGUUCUCUUGUUUUGGUUGAAUAGAGGCUGACCACAGAAAUUAAUCACUGGAGAAAAUUAUAACCACAUAGUCACGGUGCAUUUCAGGCAGAACAAGAACCAGAUUCACUCUAAUGGACUUUUUCAAUUUCACUGAGGAUUAAAAAUAGAUUUAUAUCUGGACCAGAGAUAGAUAAUCUGACAUUUGUAAACAAGGAUUGUUUAUAUAGACAAAAUGUUUUGAAGUUGAACAUUCAGGAUAUCAGGAUUAAUAAUUAUAAAACAUCUGGUUAUCAUUACAUCUUUGUUUGACCAAAUUUUGACAGUCAGCAAGUACAUGGACUUACAAAAGCCCUGAAGGUCAAUUUCUCCUUGGAGUCCUGAUAUUUGAGAUUUUGUGUGACUCCUGCUAUAAAUAACACAUGUUCAGUGACAUAAUAUUUGACUUGUAGUACAUGUGAUGAAUAUUUCAAUGUCUACAUUUUCUGCUACUAGGUGUCAGUGAAACGCAUCGAGUUUUGAGUGAGGUGCGUUGUUUUGUUUCACAAGCGUGGAAAGGAGAAAACUAAAACACUUUACAAGUGCUUUCAAUUAACGUUUAGAAAUUAGGAUUACAUUAAAGCCGCCAUUAAUUAGUGCUUUGGAAAUUAAACAGGUUUGCAUAUCAAUUUUUGGAUACUUAUCGACGUCAGUUGCAGCAGGAAAUGAAGUAAUAUUUAAAUCGUAAGUUAUAUAUUUAGAGAUAGACUGCAAGUAGGUACACUGUGGAGUAAAGCUGAAAGAUCAAAAGUACUAUCUAUUGCACUGAUGAAGAGUUAGAAAUAGACAUCUGCUACUGUGAUAAAACUGUCUUAGUCGUUCAUUACAGCUCAGAAAUCGACAUCACACAAGUUGCAUUUUUUGCAGGAUUUACUUUGGAGAGAAACAGACGAAGUCAGGUAUUCCUUGUCUAUUUCGUUGAUCUCUAUAUGUUGAUUUCAGCAAAUUGGAAUUAAUUACAGUACAUAUUGGAAAUUGACAUCUGGUAUUGUCUGUUGACUGAUGAUGCUGUUUUCUAUUAGUUGUUAUGCAGCAUGUUAUGAAAACGUUGAGGAAUGGAACCUAAGCCUACAUAUCUGAGAGAAAAUAGUAAACAGAUCAAGUCACAUAGAAGAAAAUUAAGCCAAGACAUAGAUAUUCGGCCAGUGUACUAUCCAGAUAAACAAAGUGCUGCCAAGAAAUUUUUUCAUAACGAUAAUUUUCUGAAUAUCAAAUUCCACGAUCUUGAUUCAUCACAAGACUUCAGGCAUUUGAAAUAUGGAUUCCUAGGGGAAGAUGACUUUGAAGAAUUCAAGGAAGAAUUAAUUAACUUUAAGAAAUUGAAAAAUGAAUGCUCAGUGGAGUAUUUAGACAAAUCACCUAAGACAAGAAGGAAGAAAUUAUCUUCUAUAAUAUCACCCAAACUGGCAAGAAAAAGUUUUGAAAAAUCGCCUAAAUCUGCGAGGAAAAGUGUUAGAUUUAAUGACAACAUAAUGGAGUUUUUAAAUACAGAUGAGCACUUUCAAGAAUUUGAUCGGGUAUUUGAGACUUUCAAAAGCAAAGAGAUUUCUGACAAUAUUGACCAGUUAAGAUGGUCUUGGAAACAGUACAGUGAUGAGAAUGAUGCUGACAGUGAUGAAGAUGAUAAUCGGACGAUUCAAGAAAACGAUGAAAGUUUAGAUGAUUUAGACGAUGAGGAUCUAUUGGAAUCCACAUUUGAAGAAUCAUUUGCCGAUUUCUUUGACAAUGACGAAGAUUUUAAGGAAUUUGAGGUGGAGUUGCAGAAAUUAAAUUCCAAAAGACGCUCAAGGGUUUUAUUAAAUAAGAUAAAUAGAACCUCAGGUUGUGAUAUUGUGACAGAAUUGAAAGCUUUCUGUGAUAAUGACCCAAUUGAAAAAUAUGAGGCCAUGGCGGCAGAGCCGCACUUAUGGAACUCGGGUGGUGAAUGGGAUUAUAUAUUUAAGAAAAUCAAACGUCGUAGUUGCCUAUCGUGUUCAAGUCUAGCAGCAAGCUGUGAUAGUAUUCAAGAGGAUGUAACUAUUCCCGACUGUGAUUGUGUCUUCCAUAAUGACGUAAAAACAAAAAUUGACAAAUGCUCAUCUUGUGAUAAUCUUCAAAAUAUAGACAAUCAAAACGGUGACUGUCAUUUUACUUGUCACCAAAAUUGUGGUGCAUUGGUACGGCUUGGUUGUAAAUCUAAAUCGUCACCUGACCUAGCAGGUCAAACAGAACCGCCCUUACUAGAGCCUACAGACACCUUACAGACAGUUUCUUCAGAUGGCAGCUCAGAACCAACCAAUGAGAAGGACGAGACUGAUAGUGGGUAUAGAUCAGGGACGAUACCUGAAGAAAAAUUGCCCAGAAAGCCAAGUCAGGCUACACUUAAUAGAGAGGAACUCAAACUGAAAAUAGAGGAAUAUAACCUGCUGGUACCAGGGGCAGAGUUCUCUCUGAAGGAGGACAAGGGCCAAGCAUUCCAAGGAUUUUUAAGGGUGACGUUAAACUUGUCUCGUCCAAUAUGCAUGUCUCUUGGUGUGCGACCUCCAUCCAUUUACGAAGCUCUCACCAAAGAACACAUCAUUGAGCAGAACACUAUGACGAUGUCCUUUUAUAUGCCCAGAGAUACAAUGAAAUCCAUACACGUUCCAAGUGUAUCAUCCUCAAAAGAAGUAAUAGCCUUACUUCUGAAGAAAUUCCACAUCUUGGAUAAUCCAAGAAAGUUUGCUCUUUAUGAGCAGGAACUUAGCAGCAGGGGUAAGAUAGUAAAGCUGCGGAGAGUUCCGGAUGUAGAAUGUCCCCUACUGACCUCACUAGAAUGGGACCCAGACAAGUUGUCUUAUAUUAGACUGGUCCUUCAGGAAAAUGAAACGGGAGAUAUUAUGUGGGAUGCAUUUAGCCAACCAGAAUUAUCAAACUUUCUUAUCGUUCUCGACAGAGAAGAAAAAGAAUAUUGUUCCCAGCUAGAAUACAAAUACAAAGUGAUGAGAAAAAUCAUUCAAUCAAGACUAAAGGAAUUGCGGAAAGAAAAACUUGCAGAGAAAAGGAAAUCUUUAGGAAUCGUGUCCUGAUAAAGUCAUUGUUAAUCGUUUACUCAUUCACAAAAUAGUGCUUAAUGUCACAUGGCUAGGGAAUAGUUUUUAUCGUCCAAUCGGGAAUCAUUUCUCAAGUCAUGUGAUCAUUGAAGCUACUACUGCACUAGGUGCUAGCUUCCAAUCGCAGGUCCUCAUUGAUUGAAACAUGUUGAAACUGUUUCGCACUUGUCCACAUAGACAUGACCUGUACAUACAAGGAUGACGUAGAAAAUUAUUAAACAUGAAGAUUUCAGCAAUGAGGAAUCCUAUUUCGAUAUUGGAACCAGAACUAUUGAUACAAAUUGUGAUAUAUUAUUUAUCAGUGCUAAAUAUUUGUUAAGUUUGACUAGAGGAGCCUGAUCCCUCCUCAGAACUGUUUUAUUUGACGGAUUGUUGAUACGAUGUUGACGAGGAAGUAGAGAGAUUCAUUCCUGGGCAUAGACUAUACUUGUUGGAAAGAUUAGCGACUUUCUAUUAUUUAGUCUUGAAUUCUUUGUACAUUUAUUGUAAAGCUAGUCCAUAUAUUAAUAUAACUAUAACCAAGUAGGAUUUGAAGUAAUAUUGGUUUGCAUCGAUUUUCUUGAUUUUGUGGUCGUUUUUUGUUUUGUAUCGGAGAUUAAGAUAUUUCAUUAAUUUUAAAGAUGUAUAUAAUUAUUUUUUAUAGUCAUUCAUUUUUAGUCAUAAAUGGAAGAUAUGUCUCAAAGUAAUUACAUCCUAAUUUGGGGGUUUAUAGAAAAGUGUUGUGUGUUUGUAUCAAAACACUGUUUUAAAGGUUUAUAAUAAUUUUCAUUAAUUUGUAACCACAUCAAGUCAGCUUAGCUUGACAUUUAGGCUUAAAAGUCUGUCAUUAGAAAAUUGCAUAUCAAAUUCAAAAUCAUGUUCUGACUUUUAAUUAAUUUUGGUCCCCAAUAUGCAUUUAGAAACGUGAACACACAGCACAUUUUCGAAAUACUUAUUGAUAACUAAUAAAUCAGGCUUGUCAAAUUGAGAAAGCCUUGAUUUCCUUUUGGGGCAGUAACAAAAAAUUUCAGAAUGUAUCUAAUUGUUUAUCAGUUGACUUAUUUACAGAUAAUGUAUUUCAAGAUUGAUGAUAUUUUGUCCAUUUAACUGACAUAAUUUUGGCUUGUCUUGACUUGUAAUUGAUGUUAAUGUUGACAGAUUGAUGUUAACUUCAUCUUGUAAUUGAGUAAAAUUGAAGAAUAUACAUGAUGUAUUGGCCUAUAUUGACAAAAUUUCAAAUUUUAAAAAACUGUUUUGAUUUUUUCUUUUUUGGUUGGAAGGAUUUGUUACUGCUCCAGUUUUAAAAGAAUUUAACAGCUGACAUAAAUUUAGAAGUGUGUUCACAAAAGUUAAGCAUAAUAUAUUUGGUUUGAAGAUAGUUGAGGAUUAGAAUGUUAGUUUUAUAUUACAAUGAUAUUAUGUUGUGUUAUAAGAUUAAUACUUUUUUCAGUACGUUAAAUUUUAAAUCCAGGGAUCAAAAUAGUGCCUUUCAUUCGUUGCAAAUAUUAAAAUUCAGUGGUGGAUUUUUUUUCUGUAGAAAACACAGAAACAAACUUGAGGUCCCUUUUCAGGAUUCCCCCUUAAGGAUUUGAUAUGAAUUUCGUUUCAAAUGCAAAGAAACAAGAACAGGAGACUUUGAUGAAAAACAAAAAUUUUAACUCUUUGAUUCAUUCAUCUAACAAAUUGCCAUAAAUAAAUAACUAGGUAAAUACUGUUUGCCAAGUAUGCCGUUAUAAAAUGAUAAUCUUUUGCUUUUUGGCCUUGAUACUAAGUCAGCAGGUUUAAUUACUAAUGAUGUAUAAAGUACAUUGUUAGUAAGACACUGUAGUUGCUGAGUCAGCGGUAAUUAACAUCUGAUCUCACCUGGUACAGAUGUAACAUAUCACCGUCAAUUACCAAUGUCGAUUUCAGCAAUCUAAUUAUACUAAGGUCUUUUGAUGAUGUCGUUCAUCACUUAACCUCUGUUCUCUGUAUACUAUGGAAGAUUCUUUGAAUUUUAGCCAUACUUUUGUUAAAAAAUUAUAAUUUAAAACAUUAAUUGCAUUAAAAAUUACCGGGGAAUCGAUUUGUCUGUACAUGUACAUGGGAAAGGAAAGAAACAGUAUUGUGAAAUUAAAAACAUUUUGUAGGUAAACAUUGUUUAGUAAAAUGGUGCCACCCUUAUGCAUUAAUUUUACUAAGUUUUUACCUGCUUUAUAUGCUUAAUUCUGUUUAUUUUUAUAAUUUUUUAUUCGCAUGACUGUUUUUUUUUUAAUGGGAACAUGGUUCUCAAUGGUAAAACUGAAUGUGCAAAUUUGCAAUUCACUCGUCACAAAAUUAUUGUGAAUGUAUAUAACCUGCUUUUAAUAGUGUGAGGUUCUAGGAGGGGGUAAACAGAAAGUUGAGAAACUUGGCAGAAAGCACUUCUGUUUUCCACCGAAAAGGUGUAUAUCAAUCAGAGCGGGAGAGUGAAAUCUGUUAAAAGCUAUGUUCUAUUUAAAUUGUAGAAGUAAUUGACAAAUUUCACUCUUGUGGUUGCAAUGUUUUGCAGCCUUUUUUUUUUUAAAGCUUUUGCAAUCAAUUUCCCUCCCCAAUUUAUGUCAUACCCUUAAAAACCCUACCCUGAGCUUAGCAGUAUAUAUAUUCAUGCCAAAGAUAUUAUUUUCUCAUCAGGUCUUGAUACUCACUUUAACUAAAUGGUUGGCACCAUUUUAGGAAAUUCAUAAAUGUAAUUUAAAAUCCACCACUGAAUUAUACAAAAGUUAUGUAUGAGUAUAUUGAAAUAUAUUUAUUAGGACAAAAUGUAUAAAAAUACAUGAAUUAUAAAAAAGAAGCAUUAAUUUCAGCAUGUAAUCAGAUUAAAUGUCCAAGACAUGAACCUUUUGAUCUCAGAAUAAUGUCAUCUAUUAAUAAGCAGAAAUAAUUAAUCUCCCCAUUAACUCUGCAAGACCCAAAGUGUUGUAUAUAAAUCUAGGCUGGAGUUAUCACCAUGUUGUAGGUGAUUUAAUGUGUAUUAAAUAUAACUCAGCACUAAUAAUGAUCAGUAAAGUGGGUGCCUUGUUUGUGUGUAUAGCUAUGGUCUAAGGUAGAUAACCUUAGAAUGAAUUUGAUGAAAGAGCAUUUUGACAAUCAUCAAAACAUUUUACUAAUACCUCAUUUUAAACAUCAAUGUGUCAUGAUUUUAUGUUGUUUUAAUAUUUUUUUUAGUUUGUACAAAAUUUUCUAUGACAUGAGAAUAAAUGAGUAUUGAAAACACAAAAUUCUAUUUUGUAAGAAAAUAAUUAGGAUAAAUAAAAUAAAAAGUGUAAAAAACCAGGCACCCACAAAUGUAAAAUGUUAAAGUAUAAAUAAUAUAGCACCUCCAUAUUAGAAUAUUCAUGUUAUGUAAAUAAACAUAUUUACAACUUUAUUUUGAAUAUUCUUAAAUUAUAUCGUGCUGUAAAUAUGGAGCGAGAAAAAUGGAAAAGAAGGGGAAAAAAUUGUGAAAAAAAUAUAGGGUUGAAUAAGGGUGGUUGGUUGUAAGAUAUGUAGGGAGAGAAAAAUGAAAAAAAAAUCAUAAAAUUAUGAUGCACAACUGUAACAACUUAUCUUCUUAAUCCUUCGUGAGCUUUAAUUGAACAGAGAUUAAAAUGUUAACAAAAUAAUGAUAUGAAAAAGUGUUCUUAUGAUCUUGCAUUUAGGAAGCAUAGAAUAAUGGGUAAUAUUGUAUUUUGCAUACCAAAUUUGAUUGGUUGCAAUCAUUUUGACAAUGAUUGGUAACAAAUGAUAUUUUUAUAUUGUAAGAUCAAAUUUGGUAUGUAAAAUCAGAAAAAUUGCUCCAGAAUUUUAUUGUUUCUGAAAAUUAUAUAAAAUUGUAUUUUGUACAAUGCCUGUGCUCAAUUGAUAUUAAUCAGCAACAGUGUAGGCAGACAUUGAUAUCUUGUUGUUUAUGAUAUGACUAUUUAUCUGUUUUCUGAUAUGAAAUAUCUCAACAUGUGAAACCGAAAAAAAAUAACAAAAAAAAAAUAAAAUAAAUUAAAAAUAUA